AAGAAACCUAUUCCUAUUUACUUAACACCUCACACCAUCCAAGAUAUACAUAUUCCAAGCCAACACAAUUACUCUUUCCCAGCGACACGUGUACGCCCCAGUCGCACGUUCGCCAUUUCACUGCACGCCAACACACCUGUCCAACUCAAGCCGCGAGUACUCCUCUCCCCUCUACUCGCACAAUACGCCGCCCGAUCCAUCCUCACCCUCCCCUAUAUACACCUCGCGAACCCCAACCCAGCGUUCUAGCUCAUUCUGCCACUCUGCCUGCAACCCCGAAGAACAGAGAGAGAGUCUCUAGAGAGAGGAGAGAUGAGAGCGAGCAACCACUUGAUAGGGCUGGUGAACUUCCUGACGUUCCUGCUAGCGAUCCUGAUCCUGGGCGGAGGGAUAUGGCUGAGCAGCCGGGCCAACAACACCGACUGCAUGAAGUUCCUGCAGUGGCCGCUCAUCGUGAUCGGGGCGGCUAUGAUGGUGAUCUCGCUGGCGGGGAUAGCCGGCGCGUGCUACCGCAACACCCUCCUCAUGUCCCUGUACCUGUGGGUGAUGUUCUUCGUGAUCGUGGCGCUGAUCGGGUUCGUGAUAUUCGCGUACGCCGUCACUGACAAGGGGUCGGGUCGCUCCGUGCCCAACCGGGUCUACAAGGACUACUACCUGGAGGACUACUCGGGUUGGCUGAAGGACCGGGUCACCGACCCAGGCUACUGGGCCAAGAUCGGCUCCUGCAUUAGGGACUCCAAGGUCUGCGCCCGCCUCCGCCAAGAGAUUGGCGGAGUACCCGAAUCCGCUGACAUGUUCUACCUUAGACAUCUCAGCCCGGUUGAGUCUGGGUGUUGCAAACCCCCCACAGAGUGCGGCUUCGUGUACGUAAAUGAGACUGGGUGGAACUCUGGUGGUGGGCUGGGGGGAGGCAGCCUGGAUUGCACCACCUGGAGCAAUGACCAGGAGCAACUGUGCUACUCCUGCAACUCCUGCAAGGCUGGUGUCCUGGCCAGCCUCAGGAAGAGCUGGAGGAAGGUCUCUAUCAUCAACAUUGUUGUCUUGAUUCUCCUGGUCAUCUUCUACCUCAUCGCGUGUGUGGCUUACCGAAACGAUGUCCGGAUGGACAAUGAUGAACCCUACGGCGAGACGAGGAUGACCAAGUCACACCCCAGUAGGAUUCAAUUCUAACUUUUAAAAGAACUUUCUCAUGGUGAUUGGUUGGAGCUUGACUAAUUACAUGAAUAGAAAGUUCUGUUUUCAUUAUGCAGCCAGGGUAUUUCCAUUCAGGGUUUUGUAAUAGAUUUCAGGGUUGGUUCAUUUGAUUCGGAUGGAACCUUGGGUUGUGCUUUUGGUUGCUCGUCUUAUAUAUUGUAUUGAAUCAGACUCUAGCUGGCAGGUGCUUCACUGUAUAUGUUGUAUUGGCGGUGCAUCUUCCUUUUAUAUGAAAUCCUUCACUUUGAAAA
Molecule: messenger RNA, 1445 nt
Organism: Malania oleifera
Lineage: Eukaryota; Viridiplantae; Streptophyta; Magnoliopsida; Santalales; Ximeniaceae
Product: tetraspanin-3
Exons: 2
Coding region: 313-1170 (285 amino acids)
Biological process (GO): auxin-activated signaling pathway
Cellular component (GO): plasma membrane; plasmodesma
Source: RefSeq, a predicted model, not a curated record